UCGCCCAAAGACGUUCAACCACCCAUAAGCCAAGCACUGACAGUGCACCGAAAGCCCAUUAUUGGUGUUAUCUCUGAACCGCCCUCACUUAAAACAUCUGAAGACUUUGUGAACAUGCCAUCGCUUCAAGCUUUACAUAUUUUAAGGCUUCAAUUAAAGUUGGGCAGUAUUCUUGGUAACCUGAUUCCCGCGGCUUUAUUACCCACUGCUUUGCAACGUGUGAUACCUCAUGAUAUACGAAUUGAUUUUGUGCCUGGUGCUUCGAUUCGAGAUCGCAUGAUUAUAUUUCAAGACUAUUAUAAUGUUGAUGAUUGUUUCCAAUUCUUGACCCAAAAAUCCGUAUUUAUGGGAGGUGACGUACGUGAUACUCGUAAUUGGGUGGUGGAUCCCAAGUACUCACUUCAGUUUUGGUUCAUAUCACAUUUGUUGGUUGAUCAG
This is a messenger RNA of Mucor mucedo, 438 nucleotides long. RefSeq lists its product as uncharacterized. The annotation marks the transcript as partial. The transcript is spliced from 2 exons. NCBI's taxonomy places the organism in Eukaryota, Fungi, Mucoromycota, Mucoromycetes, Mucorales, Mucoraceae. The record is from RefSeq and is a predicted model, not a curated record.